Vitis riparia (riverbank grape) is the source of this 1265-nucleotide messenger RNA. RefSeq names its product transcription factor MYB54-like. Gene Ontology annotation, biological process: regulation of DNA-templated transcription. The record is from RefSeq and is a predicted model, not a curated record. The transcript has 3 exons. Gene Ontology annotation, molecular function: DNA-binding transcription factor activity, RNA polymerase II-specific; RNA polymerase II cis-regulatory region sequence-specific DNA binding. The coding region runs from base 311 to 976 and encodes 221 amino acids. Lineage: Eukaryota; Viridiplantae; Streptophyta; Magnoliopsida; Vitales; Vitaceae. Gene Ontology annotation, cellular component: nucleus.
UACAAGGGUUUGUUAGCCUAGAUGUUGCAUCAAUCGCUGGUGAAGGUCUGUCCAAACCCUCCCACUCUCUAACGGAAAACACUCUCUUCUCCUCCAUAUAUUCUGUUGGGAUCUGGUUUCUCCUCUUGUCCUGUGUUCCAUCUUGAAAUACUCAAAGCUCUAACACUGCUAAUAUCCUUUAUUCCCUCUCUAUGUAUCUAUUUGUUUAAUUUAAAGCAAAGAAUAGCACACCAACAAGGCAAAAACCCUUUGUUGAAUUAGGGUUUCUACUGUAUAGAUCUUGGUCCAUCCAAUAUCUGAAUAUUAUCAGAUGUGCACCAGAGGCCAUUGGAGGCCAGCUGAGGAUGAGAAGCUCCGGGAAUUGGUGGAAAGGCAUGGACCGCAUAACUGGAACGCCAUAGCUGAAAAGCUCCCUGGAAGAUCAGGGAAGAGCUGUAGGUUGAGAUGGUUCAAUCAGUUAGACCCCAGAAUCAACCGAGCCCCGUUUACCGAAGAGGAAGAAGAACGGCUUCUCGCUUCUCACCGGAUCCAUGGGAACCGAUGGGCUGUUAUUGCCAGGCUUUUCCCCGGCCGGACUGAUAACGCAGUGAAGAAUCACUGGCAUGUGAUCAUGGCACGGAGAUGCAGGGAGAAAUCAAAGUUUUAUGCUAAGAGAGCCGCCCAAUCUUGGAUUAACGAGAGAAAGUCCAUAUCAAAACCAGAUAGGCAGCAGAUGAUCGGCUGCGACACAAGAAACCUCUCUUCCUAUGUCGAGAAUUGCUAUGAAAACAUGAUUCAUUGUACAAAGAUGCUUGAAGAUAGAACUCAACCGGUCGAGUUUUAUGAUUUUCUCAAUGUGAAUACUGACUCUAACAGAAGCGAAGUGAUAGACCAUGCAAGGAGAGAUGAUGAAGAGGUGGAACAGGAAGCCAUGGAUCAUCAGAGCAAGGCUGGUGUUCCAUUCAUAGAUUUUCUAUCAGUUGGAAGCUCUUCUUGAUGAUGAUGAUGACAUCCUCAAAGGAUCACUUACCAUACAAUGAACGUUAAACCUAACUGAUUAGGACCUUACUUUGAAUUCACAAUUACUGCAUUCAAAGAGAGAAUAUAUUUAUGUAAGGAGGUGUAUGUAGCAUGGGGUUAUAUACUCAGAUCAUUAGAAGAAGAUGAAGAAGAAGAUAUUGAAGAGGAACAAGAAGAAAGAAGAAAGAAUUGUAAACAAAAUGAUCAGGUAUGAUAAUGAAAAUCACAGAAGUGCAGGAUUUUGUAGAAAUUCAAGCAUUUCCAUA